Molecule: messenger RNA, 801 nt
Organism: Penicillium salamii
Lineage: Eukaryota; Fungi; Ascomycota; Eurotiomycetes; Eurotiales; Aspergillaceae
Source: the annotation of a GenBank genome assembly
AUGGCCAUUGAGUUCACCCACAUCCCUCUUGACGUCGAGGGUAUCAACCUCAACCUAUCAACGAUCCACAACUUCAAUUCGAGUCCACCAGUUCUCUUCCUGCACGGCUUCGGCUCUAGCAAGGAGGAUCUCGCCGAUUUAACCAUCCAGCCAUUUCUCAAGCAUCAUAGCUUUCUCGCCUACGACGCCCCAGGCUGUGGCCAUUCGGCGUGCGGUGACCUCUCUAUCAUAGACAUUCCGUUCCUGGUGGCAACUGCAGAAGCGGUCCUCGCCCACUUCAAAAUCAACAAGUUCCAUCUAAUCGGCCACUCAAUGGGAGGGCUAACCGCUGUGCUCCUUGCAAGUCGUCACCCCGAGCGUGUUCUUAGUUUCGUGGAUAUCAAAGGCAAUCUUGCACCGGAGGAUUGUUUUCUCAGCCGGCAAACUUUCACAUUCCCGGCCGAUAACGAGGAGGCCUUCAUGGAUGCGUUUAUUGAGCGGACGCGCUCGUCCGGCUCGUUCGCUAACGCCAUGUAUGCUAGUACACUGCGCGCGAGGGUUAGGCCCGGUGCUGUUCGGUCUAUUUUCACGUCAAUGGUACAUUUUACUGAUCACGGGAACUUGAUGGAUAAGUUUCUGGCUCUGCCAUGUCCGCGUAUGUUCAUGUUUGGCCAGGAGAUGCGAGGGUUGUCGUAUUUGCCUCUGCUUGAAAGGGAGGGGGUUGAGCUCGCGGAUAUUGUGGACUGUGGUCAUUUCCCUAUGUACUCCAAUCCCGUGGAGAUGUAUCGCCGUAUCACGAUAUUUCUCAACCGGUGUGGGUAA